Messenger RNA from Lolium perenne, 1262 nucleotides. NCBI's taxonomy places the organism in Eukaryota, Viridiplantae, Streptophyta, Magnoliopsida, Poales, Poaceae. The record is from RefSeq and is a predicted model, not a curated record.
CAAAUCAGUCUCCUGAAUCCUGAGCGAGCACAGCUAGCCGGCGAGACAUGGCGGCGGCGGAAACACUGGUCUUCCCCGGCCCCGACGGGUUCGACUGCGCAAGGCGGCUCCGCCACAAGAUGCUCCUCUCCUGCCUCUUCAACCAGCGCCUCUACCCCACCUUCCAAUCGAUGGUCCAGCAGACGGACGCGCACAUGUGCGGGGAUCAUCUGCAGCGGCUGGUGUCCCGGGGCCACUGGGCCGACGCCCUGGACUACCUCGGCCGCUUCAACUCGCGCAACACCGUCGCCUCCAACGCCCUCCACUUCUUCCUCCACACGCUCUGGGCCCUCGCCAACGUCGCCGCCGCCGCCACCGACGGAUCCGUCAAAUCCACCGCGCACCAGCACGGCAUGGCAUUGUCCACGGUCAUCUGCCGCUGCGCCAGGCUCCGCUCCAUCGUCAAGGCCAUGGUCGACUCACCACAGCAAUGUGUCUCCCUGGACUGGAAAUCGACGAGGAUCAGGGCGGCGAGCAUUGCGUAUUUCUUGGCUCGCGAGGAUGCGGACUUGUAUCGCCUCAUGCAGCUGCCCGACCACGGCCAAAUGCUCCCACUGCUCCCCUUCAGGCCAAGGCGUCACGUCAAACGGCCACCUGGGCGCCGACCACGAGGACGGGGACCUGCCAUCGCCAGGCUCUAUCUCAGCAAGAGGGCAAGUCUGCGUGCUUCAACUCCACAUACUCCUGCAUUCAUGGAUGAGUCACUGGAUCGGGUGGCGGGUCUUGUCGAGGAAUGUCUAAAUGCUGGUAAGCAUCAGAAGCUUCAGUCAUCUGGGCGAGUGCCUCGCUUCCUGAUUCCGCUCCAAAUCGCUCCUGGAGCUCCAGUUUCACAGACCAACUCUGGAACAACAUCAGUGCCAAAUGCAGCUUCCAAAGAUCCCUGACGUAUGAGUCUGAAACUGAAGAACGUACCCUGACCAGUCUGGAGCUGAAGAAGGCUUGCAAUCCUCAAGUCUCUGAUUAGUGCUAUCUAAAUAAGACAUCCUAGCUUGGUCGUGGCCUGAUCGUUAUGCUAGUUGAGCACUGUGAGCUCUGGCUCCACCGUCUACCCCGUCGCUUCUUGCGACACUCUAUAGAUGUGUGGCUGUUACAGCUGCAGGCUGAUGCCCCAUGAUGUGCGUGCGUUGUAGCGUGCUUGUUCUUUUUCCCCUCCUUUUGUACCUCUUGCACAAUCCCUGUACUCAGCGGCUCGCCGUCUUCAUGCUGAAAUAAAAGAGAAAAAG